AUGGGCGACUCAUCAUACAAAGGCGUCUCAGCGUCCCAAGACUCUCGCUUUUCCAACAAAGAAUCCACCCUUCUCCGCAAACUCACCUUCCCACCGCACUUCAACACCAAAGUCGACAUGCGCAAAGUCGAACUGUCCGUCAUCAAACCCUGGAUUGCUCGCCGAGUCACCGAACUUCUCGGCUUUGAAGAUGAUGUCGUACUCGAGUAUGCGAGUGGUAUGCUGGAGGAAGAGAGGUUUCCGGAUCCGCGAAAGGUGCAAAUUCAGCUGAUGGGGUUUUUGGAGGGUAAAACAGCAGAGUUUAUGAGUGAGUUGUGGGAACUGUUGGUGAGCGCACAGGAGAGUCUAGGGGGCGUGCCGAAGAGGUUUGUGGAGGAGAAGAAGGAGGAGUUGAGGAAGAAGAGGGAGGAGGGGGAGAGAGUAGUGAGGGAGGCGAGGGAGAGGGCGGCGAGAGCGGCAGAGAGUGCGGGUGCAAGUGGUGAGGCGGUGGCGAGGGAGGGCAAGAGGAGAUCGAGAUGGGGUGCAGGAGCUCCAACAACUUCAGCGCCAGCAGGAGAGGUUGAUCGACGUCCUCCGGCAUAUACAAGGGGGAGGGAUAGGGAGCAACCACCUCUUCCUCGAGUCGACUAUCGUCGCAGAGAUGAUCGAAGCACUCGGAACCGUCGAGAUGACCGCAACAGUGGCAAUUUCAGAAAUCGAAACGGUAACAACACCGACCGAAGCCGUGAUUCAGGCUGGGGCUCUCGAGCUCCUCAACAGGCAGACUCCUAUCGUCCUUCUCGUCGAUCCCCUUCUCCUCCACCUCGUCAUCGUCGACGAUCACCCUCCCCCGUGCCACCUCCUCGUCCAUCACCACCUCCUCGCUCACCAUCACGAUCACGCUCUGUCACACCAGACUAUCGCGCCGCUAUCCGCGAGAAUAAGCGUUCUGCACAACCCUCCAGAUCUAAGCACCCAAAGCCGGAGGACCGAGAGGAUGCUUCCAACCGGGACGCCCUCAAGGUCGAGACUUUACGGGAGAAGUUUCGCUCGCAGCCUGGUCCAAGAUCCAAAACCGGGCGGGAAGAACCAGAGGAGGAGGAAGAUGCGUAUAAGAGGGGUGUCGAGCGGUCUGCUUUCCGAGACAUGGUCUUCAGCGAUAGCGAGUCGGAAGACAGGCUUGAAGCCGAACGAAGCAGACAGAAGAUGUCAAGAAGUGAUCUGAGUUCCGAUGAUGACGAGUUCGAACUGCCAAGCGACGCUGAGAAGGAGCACGAGAGGGACAGAGAACGAGAGCUACGGAACAAAUUGCUGCGUGCUAAGUCCAGCAGGAGCUCGAAGAAGGCUUGA
Ustilago hordei is the source of this 1329-nucleotide messenger RNA. RefSeq lists its product as uncharacterized. NCBI's taxonomy places the organism in Eukaryota, Fungi, Basidiomycota, Ustilaginomycetes, Ustilaginales, Ustilaginaceae. The record is from RefSeq and is a predicted model, not a curated record. Gene Ontology annotation, biological process: regulation of mRNA splicing, via spliceosome; mRNA processing. The transcript has a single exon. Gene Ontology annotation, molecular function: RNA binding. Gene Ontology annotation, cellular component: spliceosomal complex. The coding region runs from base 1 to 1329 and encodes 442 amino acids.